ACAUAAUUUCUUGGAGAGUGAACUUGAUUUUCCCAUAAUAUCCCCCUUGGUUUCAUGCUUAAAAGCCACCCAUGUGGAUGUAAUUCGGUGGAUUUUGAGCCCGUCCUAAAGCCCAUUCAAUCGUGCAUGAAAGCUUUUUCGGCGGAAAACCGGGAAAACGUGACAUUUUCCCCAUCUCUCUGUGCUACACACAAUUUUCGGGGGGGUACAGAGUCAUUUGUGUGACUGUAUGCGCGACAAGAGGCGAUUACCUAACAAUGUACGCAUGAAGUGUGUUUAACAAUUCUCACAGUGUGUUCUUCGGUGUGAUUACAAAACACUUUUUUCUGUCCGCCAAAGUUAAGUGAUCUUGUUUUUUAUCCUUGCUGGGGAUACUUGUGAAGAAUUAUUAGCAUUUUCAAUUAGAAAAGGAAAAGUGACUAAAAACGGACAUUUUCUGCUUGAUCGUUUUCCUGGGAAUGAUUCUGAAGCCUUGUUUUUUUUCGGAUAAUUAGCCGCUUCUGGUGACUUCUUGGAACCAUUCACACAACUCUAAGAAUACCUAUAAGAUCUACAUAUAUAGGAAGAAAGCUCGUCUGCCUGUUGUGAAGCUAAAGCUCUGCGGUGAGCGAACAGUAAGCACCAGCUCGACGCGAGAGUGUCUCUCUGGGAGCCAAGUUGAUUCUCUCAGAGUCAGUACCUCUCAGUCAGUCGUCUCGAGGCAGCCGCUUCAUUCGCGUCGAGCAUUCACUGGGUGUCGGACGUGCCUGCCCGUGGUUCCCUAAAGUUGCUAGUUUAGUGCAAUUGCCGAGUGGUUCUUGCAUAAAGGCAAAAACCGACGUCAGACUUACAAAAGUGAUUUUAGAAAAAGGAGUAUUUUUUGAGUGAAUGGUGAAUGUGAAAUCUGGCUGCUGAAGAGUUAAUUUGGUGUUCUCCAAGAAGUGAAUCAGAGAGUUCUUUUUGGGGACGUUCUUGGAAGGUUUUUACAGCGGGAGGCCAAGUGUGAUUCAAUCGUGUUUCGAGGCAAAAAUAUUAUGUAAUACAAUGAGCGAAUUAUUCAACCACACAUUGUGUUGAAUUUUGUGAACUUUCUGCGCUGUUCUAAGCGCCAAAAAGGCGCAAUUUCUAGAGUCCUGUGCAGGGAGUGUGAUAGGGAGCAUAAGGACGUGCCACAGGACUUGUCCGUUGCGACAUCCCUCACAGACAGCUGGAAGACAAGUUUGUGAAAAUUUGUGAAUGUUGUGUAAUCAAUUUUGAGGGAAAAUAAUAAGAGGUGUCCAAUAGAGUGAUUCAGUGACUCACAGUUUGUGGGUUCAUUCUCAAGUUCUUUGUCUCACUAGAGAGAGUGUCGGGUAGACAAAAAGCAAGUGGCAAGAAAAAGCCAGGAAUGGACUCUCAAAAAGUGUAACCAUCUGCAUCGGGAAAGAGGAAGAAGGUGAAGAGACGGCACAAAAAAAGACGUUUAAAUUGCAAACACGUUAACCUCGGUGUGAGGCAGCUUUUUGAAAACAAACACCCAACGUCACACUUUUAUCUGAGGUGAUUACAUAAGUACAUGACCAAGUCCGUCGUAUCUAGAGUUCUUGGGAGGCAAACAGAAAAGAGAGAUUUUGUUUGUGCAAAAUAGCGCGAAAAUCCUACAGUAAUUUUUUUUUGUCUUUUUCAAACAUUAUUUUCCUAAAGCUAUCCACUUAUAUAGUGCUUCCGGAAAACAAAAUAAAAUAAUCCCCCUCACGCUGCAAAUUGACGAUCUCAUAGCCGUUAUUAAACAGUUCAACAAAAUGCGAUAAGAAGAUCCCAUUUUCUCAAGAAUCUUGGUGUUUGUGUUUGAAAAAAAUAAAGAGUGAGAAUAGUCUAGAAAAAAAAAGUGGUGCGCGUGUGAGACAACAAGGCACAGAAAUAAAACGUGAUUCACACUAUCAAUUGGAAUUUAUAUAACGAGUGUCACUAGCGAUCGUAUCCACCCUCAAGAUCGCACCUUAGAGCCCUGCACGUGAUCUCUCACCUGCGUUUGCAGCUCACGUUGCACCAUCACGCGGCUGCGGAGCCGUUACUGGCUGAUCCUCAGGGUGAUGUUGAGGCGAUCAAGCGUUUCGAUAUGGCGACACUGAUCGAUGUGGCCAAGAGUGAGUUCGCCAAAUCAAACUUUGGCAUCGCAAUUGAGCUCUAUGCUCAAUGCAUGCGCAACAGGAGUGUCGACACACCCUUAUGUGACCUAUACUUCGGCUAUGCUGACUGCCUAGCUCACCUAGGUCGUCUGCCUGAAGCUUUCGAUGCAUACGCCCAUGUAUGCAACUACCUAGCACCUGGAUGCAUUGUGCCCCUCGAUAGAUGGCGUCAUGCCACUAUUGCUCUUAUCCAGAGCUGCACUCUAUCACCGCUCUCCCGGCGGUCAUCUCUGUCCACCAUAACGACCACAAACACCGCUUCACCCUCAAUAAAUCUCUCUACCACCCUCGAGCCCAUCGCAGAUGCACUCUUGUGCCCAGCCUGCGAGGAAAUACCCAUAACACCCGUCACACUUGUCUGUGGGCACACGCACUGCAGACCCUGUGUCCGUGAGCGUCUUGCAUGCAGGGUAUGUGGCCUGAAGAUAGAUUCGAGUGAUCAGGAGAAGGAUGUACUGGUUAGUCGGCUGGUGGAGAGAUGGUGGGGUCAGGAUAUCAAGGCGGAGGCAAUUAAUGAACAAGCUCAGCGGUUCUUAGACAAAUGCCUCUAUGACGAGGCUCUAAGAUGCUGCAACCAAAGUCUUGAGCAAGCUCCCAACAACUUCAAGGGUCUGCUUAUACGUUCAGAGGUGCUCUACUGUCUCAACCAAUUCCAAAGUUCCUUGGCCGAUGCAGACAAUGCUCUGAGAAGCCGACCAACAUCGUACAAGGCACAUUUCCAGAGAGCUGUAGCUCUGGCCAGUCUGGGACGCCAUGAGGAAGCCCUGGUUGCUCAUUGUGUGGCAGUGAGUCUGGAUAAAACUGCACUCAGUGCUCCCACCGCCCUUAAGCAUGACAUCACACGACUCCUCCAUCGACUCCUUGUGCCACAGUAUCGGGUCCACCAGAGCACCACAAUGCCCACACCCUUUAGGAAACGCCGGAAAGUCUUCACCGUGCGCUCCAUGAGUGACUGCGAAGAUGGAAAUUCGAGCUGUGGUGAAGAGGAGAAUUUUCUGCAUGUGCCCAAAAGGAGCCGACGAUCCUUAGGACGCCAGGGGCAUGAAGAUGAUGUCAUUCCACCGCCAAAUACGCGGCUCAGAAGUCUUCUUGAGCGCAUCCACCAGGAAGUCCAUAAGAUCAGGCGUGCAGAUACCCGCACGAACCCACCUCAGGUGAAUCCAACAUUGAUUGAAGCAUCAGAUUUCGAUUGCGUGCUGUGCUGUCGCACCCUGUGGAAGCCUGUCGUGACGCCCUGUGGACAUACAUAUUGCUCGAUCUGUUUGGAUAGAUGCAUGGACUACAAGCAACAGUGUCCACUGUGUAUGUUUCACAUUGAGGAUACGAUGUCACUGGCCAGGCAUGGAGCCACUAGAUUCCUCGAAGUGGCCAUGCAGCGUUUCAUCCCAGUCGCUUAUACAAAACGGAAGCGCCAGGAGCUUGAGCCUUCAGUGCCCAUCUUCAUCUGCACUACGGCUUUCCCUAGUGUCCCAUGCCCUCUUCUCGUCUCCGAGCCCAGGUAUCGCCUGAUGGUUCGACAGGCCAUCGAGAGUGGGGACAGGCAUUUUGGCAUAGCUCAGCCAAGUGGUAAACCGCCUCAGAAUGGGCGGCAGCAGUACUUUGAGUACGGGACCAUGCUCGAUAUCCGGGAUUGCGUGUUGCUGGGCAAUGGAUGUUCCAUUCUCAGCACUGUUGGCAGUCGGAGGUUCAGGGUGGUGGCCAGAGGAGAGAAAGAUGGCUACGAUACGGCCAAAGUUGAGUACAUCUGCGAUAGUCCAAUCAGCAGAGAAAGAACGGGAUAUGUAGCCAAGCUGCAUGAGAGAGUCUUGGGCAAGGCAGUGGAAUGGUUCGAGAGGCUGCCAGAGACCUACAAAACAGAGAUUUUGAGGAGCUUUGGACAAAUGCCACAGGUGGAGGAGGAGUGGGUGACCGAAAGGGAUGGUCCAGCGUGGGCUUGGUGGAUAAUUGCCAUCCUACCCCUCAAUCAGCAGCUCAAGGGAACUAUCCUGAUGGAGACCAAUCUGGAGAAGCGACUCUUGGCCAUUGAUAAGACGCUGGCGUGGCAGGAUAAGACCACUGCCCAGAAACGGCAAUCAGCUGAACCAUGUUCUCCCUGUGGAAGUGACGGUCUCCCGGAUUGCCCAACAGUGGACUGCUGCCAACGUGGUUCAUCCUCGAGUCACUUGGACGAACGCACGAGUCCCAAUCAUGCCACCCACUUCCUCAUGUAGCUUUAAUCGCCCGCAGGCCAAACCCAGAAGGAGCAGGAUGAGAGCUUUAAGGACAACCAAGUCUCCAAGAGGAAUAUGUGCCACUCCAACAUGUAUUUAAGGGAAUCACAAAAUGGAAAAAAAAUUGCAAUGCGAGGACGGGCGCUGUGAAUUGACAAUCUUAAACGGAACCAUUCUCAUUUUGAAAAAAAAAACUCUUCACAUUCUUUCAAAGUCUUUUCCACAACUUUUCUUUAACUUUUUUUUCACUUUCUAUCCCCUUCCGGGAAGAUUGAGCAUCAUAGACGCAAAAGCUGCAUGUUUGAAAGAAAUCUGUGUUACGAUUUAACAGUUGCAUUAAGAUUAAUUUAAUUAUUUAUUUGGCAAAAUAAUGAAUUUAUAAAGUCCAAUAUUUUAUUUUAAAAAUAGUUUUUUUUCACAUUAAUCUUCAACCAGAUAAAAGCUCCAUUUAAAAGUAUAAAUCCAAGAUAAUCGACAAGAGAGGUUUUAGGAAUUAGGAAAAAUGAGCCAUUUAAUAUUUCAUAAAGAAAAAAUGAUAAAGAUAUAUAUAUCUUAAAUAGAAUAGAUAGAUGUUUAAAUGUACUUUUGAGGCGAUAGAAUAAAAGAAAUAAAAAUAUAUAAUAAAAAAAUGAAGAAUAAAAGAAAAUAAUUUACUAGUUUUAGUCCAAGAUCUGAGAAUGAAGAAGUAUUUAGACAUUUCAUUUUUUUACCAACUAAAAAUUACUAAAGAAACUAAAUUCUGACUCUAUAUUUCUAGGCAAAAUAGUAAAGAAAUCCUCUGCAAAGAAAAAAAAAUCUUACAAGUGUUAGAAAAAAAAUUCAAAGGAGAUAAGUGUUUAAAUGUGAUAUAUUAAAGUGUAGAGAGUGAAAAAAUAUAUGAAAAAAAAUUAUAUUUCUCGAUUUUUUAUACGACCACAACUAGCUAGUUCUACUAUUUAAAUUGAUCUUAUACAAUAUAUUAAAUUAUAUUAUUUAUAAAAGAAAAGAAAAAUAUUGUGACAAAAUCACACCAACACAGUUUAGCUCUUUGCAAUAAGAAAAAAAAUAAUUAUUGAAAAAAAAGAAGAAAAAAGAUAAUGUAAUAAAACAUUUUUUAAUAAAUUCCUCCAUCAAUGUA
Phlebotomus papatasi is the source of this 5474-nucleotide messenger RNA. Its product is annotated as LON peptidase N-terminal domain and RING finger protein 3. The record is from RefSeq and is a predicted model, not a curated record. Bases 2078 to 4357 code for a protein of 759 amino acids. The transcript has 8 exons. NCBI's taxonomy places the organism in Eukaryota, Metazoa, Arthropoda, Insecta, Diptera, Psychodidae. Gene Ontology annotation, molecular function: protein binding.